AUGAGUGUUCAUAGAAAAAUAUUGGAAAAGAAUGGUAGAUUAGAUAACUUACAUUAAUAAUAAUUAUAACAACCUUAAUAAGAGCUUGGAAAAUAAUAUACAGAUUAAUAAGAUUCUGAAGUUCUAAAAAAUUUGGAAGCAUGUCAACAAUACAAUUCAAUAAAUAGCAUAAGAAGCACAUCAAGAGUAUUUCCAAGAACUAAAGAAAUAUAUAUGGAUGCAAAAAUUCCAUUUACAGUGAUUAUAUAACCUUAUGGCUUAUCCAUAGAAUAAGGAUUUCCUACUGUAAAUUAUGGUAGCAAUCCAAUUUUGAGAUGUCAGAAUUGCAGAGCAUAUAUAAAUCCUUUUAUGGAAUAACUUAAAGAUGAGGAAUAUAUGAGAUGCAAUAUUUGCACAUGCAUAAUUAAAAUACCCUAAAACUUUAUUAAACCUAUUGAUUUAGAGAAAAGACCUGAUUUGACUACUGGAUCAUAUGAUAUUAAGGCAGGAUAAGAGUAUUAAAUGAGACCACCAAUGGCACCUGCAUAUUUUUUUAUGAUUGACGUGUCAUAGAAAAGCCAAGAAAUUCUAGGAAUUAUGGGAUAGAUAAUUAAGGAUAUGAUUUUGGAAGAUAAAUUUAAUGAAAGAACAUUAUUUGGUUUUAUUACAUUUGAUACUAGUAUACAUUUGUACAAUUUUAAUUCUUAACUUAAAUAAGUAUAAAUGUAUGUGUUAACAGAUGACAAUGAAAUGCCAACACCAGGAGAUUACUUAUUUAAUUUAUAAGAUUCUAAAGAUAUAAUUGUUGCCUUUUUAAGUCAAUUAGAUCGUUUCUUUCCUAAACCAUAAUUAAAAAGUACUUAAUUUAUAUCAGCAUUUAAUUUGGUUUCAAAGAUUAUGUAAGAUAAUGGUGGCAAAUUAAUUAUCUUAACAUCAUAUCAAAUAAAAGAAUUGAAUAUUACUGAGAAUUCUAAAUCUCCUUAGAAUCACUUUUAACCUACUAAUAAUAAAUUAAAAUAAAUUACUGAAAAAAUGCAUUUAAAUUAUAUUUGUCCUUCAAUCUUUGUUAUUCCUUGUGGAUUCAAUAAUGUUGGUACAUUAAAUUAAUUAGUCAAAUUUUUGAAUGGUGAUAUCUUUUUUUAUGAUGAUCCUAAUAUUUAUAGUAAAUAUUCUUAUUAUUUUAAGCUUAAAAAUUUUAUUAUGAUUUUCGUUCAGUUUUAGAAAGAGAUUAUACUUGGGAAUCAGUAUUCAGAAUACGACUAUCAAUAGGAUGGAAAAUUAAAAGUGUGUAUGGUAAUUAUUCAAUUAAAAAUGCAGAUCUAUUGAAUGUUAACUGCACAGAAGAGUAAGUGUUUUAUGAUUAUAGAAUAGUCAAAAAGUAUUAAUGUAUGAAUUAGAAUUGAAUUAACCUAGAGCUCCUUAUGAUAAUUUAUAUAUAUAAACUGCUCUUCUAUAUACUUCAAAUAAAGGGGAAAGAAGAAUACGUGUUCAUAAUAUUUGUAUUCCAAUUAGUAAUUCUAUUAAGACAAUUUAUUCUCAAAUUGAUUAAUCAUGUUUAGUAAUUUCAUUAUUUAAGAUUGCUCUUUCUUAAUUAAAUAUUGCAAAAGAUAUGAAAGAUUGUAUUUAAACUAAAGAAUUCUUAAUUGCAGCAACUAGAUCUAUAUCUAAUAAUUGUAAGAUUUUAAAAGAACCACUUGAUUCAUUGCAUUCUUAUAUGUUAGGAAUUAUGAAAUCUUCAAUACUCAAUUAUACAUAUGAUCAAUAGUCAGUUCUAACAGAUUAAAUGAAUUACUUUAGAUCAAUUUUUUAAUAUUUAAAUGUAGAUGAUUUAGUUACUUAUAUUUUACCAUAAUUAUAUAAUAUUUCCAAUUUGCAAGAAUAUGAAUGUAUUUAUGAUGAUAGUGGGUAUUUCAUAUAUCCAUAACCAAUAUCUUUGGUUUUAGAGGAUGUUUCAAAUGGUGGAUUAUUGCUUAUGGAUUGUGGUUAUUGUUUGAUUUUGUUUAUAUGCAAGUAUAGAAUCUUUAAUAAUUAGAAUACAUGAUGAAAAUCAAAUGGCUGAUAUAUUUGGGAAAUAAUAUUAUAGUAUUAAUUUAAUAGAAGACAAUCUCUAUUCCAAUUCUAAAAAUCCUAUAAAUAAUAAACUACAUUAUUUAAUUACAGAAUUGAGAAAGUAAAUAUAUAAUAUUAUUAUUUAUGUUUAGUAAUAAAUAUACUAAAUAUGCACCAUUAUAUAUAGUUAAAUAAGGAUGUAAAAAUUAUUGGGAAGAGGUCUUUUUUUAAAACUUAAUUUAUGAUGAUUUUAAUAAGAAUUAUAGAAUGGGAUAUAAUCAAUUUGUAUAAUAUAUUGGUUGA
Messenger RNA from Paramecium pentaurelia, 2331 nucleotides. The record is from the annotation of a GenBank genome assembly. NCBI's taxonomy places the organism in Eukaryota, Ciliophora, Oligohymenophorea, Peniculida, Parameciidae.